Schistocerca gregaria is the source of this 4920-nucleotide messenger RNA. Its product is annotated as hemicentin-2-like. Gene Ontology annotation, molecular function: protein binding. The transcript has 14 exons. NCBI's taxonomy places the organism in Eukaryota, Metazoa, Arthropoda, Insecta, Orthoptera, Acrididae. The coding region runs from base 323 to 3310 and encodes 995 amino acids. The record is from RefSeq and is a predicted model, not a curated record.
AGUUCCACCGGAGCCGCCGCCUCCUGCCCACAGGGCACCCGCCAACCUGCUGCGGGCGCGUCACGGGGGCACAAAACAAAAAAAGACUUUCACUGUAACUGACGCUGCAGCUGCUCGGAUCGCGUGUGCGCCGUUCCUCACAUCUACCGUCAAAUUAGCAGCGCGAUGUAUGGGACGGCGAACAAGGUCCACUGCGACGGUGUCCCCGCCGACGCGCCUUUUGCCACCCGCCGUGUGUUUCUGUUACUGCUGCGGCCCUGGUGAGUUGAUUCGCGAGACCGGGUAGCCGGCAGCGGCGGAGUAGGACGUGGAGCAGAAGACGAUGGGCGUUGGACACGCGUCGACGGCGGCGUCCGCCUCGUCGGAGCUGUGGAAAGUGCUGGCUGGCGCCAUAGCCCUGCUGCUGGCCACGGGCGAAGCGCGAGCGGCUAAAGACAUGCCGCUGUUCAACGUGACGGCGGUGGCGGGCGAGUCGGCGCGGCUGCCCUGCGACAUCUCGACGCCGGAGCUUGGCGACGCCGUGCUGCUGGUGCUCUGGUACCGCGAGGACCUGGGCACGCCCGUCUACAGCGUGGACGCCCGUGAGCGCGACUUCUCGCAGGCGGAGCGCUGGUCCAACGAGACGGUGUUCGGCAGCCGCGCCUACUUCGUCACCGAUCGGCCACCCGCAGCACUCGCCGUGGAGAGCGUGCGGCCGCGAGACCAGGCCACCUACCGCUGCCGCGUCGACUUCCGCUACGCGCAGACGCGCAACUCCAAGGUCAACUUCACGGUCAUAGAGCCCCCGGAAGACCUGGUGAUUGUGGACGAGAAGGGCAACAACCGGACAUCGGUGGUGGGGCCCUACACCGAGGGCUCCAGUCUCUCCCUCAGCUGCGACGUCUUUGGAGGCAAACCAGCACCUACUGUGGAGUGGUACCGGGAAGAGCGACUGGUGAGCAACCAGUCGUCUGCGGUGGGGAAGGGCCGGGUGCGCGCGCAGCUCACCAUGGACGGCCUCACGAGGGCAGACCUUCUGACCAGCCUUCGCUGUAGGGCCUCCAACAACGACCGCCGCCCGCCCAAAGAGGCCGCAGUGCUGCUCGACAUGAACCUGCAACCCUUGGACGUCCGGCUGCUGGGGGUGAGCCAGCCGCUGUCUGCCGGCCGCCGCUACGACCUGCUGUGCCAGUCCUCCGGCUCCAGACCUCCGGCGCGCAUCACGUGGUGGUUCAAUGGGCAGAGGUCACAACACUCCAAAGAGACGACGUCGAACGACGGCAACACGACGACGAGCACGCUGUCGUGGGUGGCUAGCAAGGAGGACGCGGGCCGCCACCUGUCGUGCCGCGCCGAGAACACGGCCGUGGGCGGCGACGCCCUCGAGGACGGCGCGCAGCUGCAGAUACACUAUAUUCCCGAGGCGACAAUCCAGCUCGGCACGUCGCUGAACCCAGACAACAUCAGGGAAGGCGCCGACGUGUACUUCGACUGCAUCAUCACCGCCGUGCCGUCCGUCUCUCGUGUUGAGUGGCGCCAUAACGGCAGGGUGCUGGGCCCUGGAGCGGGUCGCGGCCUCAUCGUUAGCAACCAGAGCCUGGUGCUACAGUCGGUGGGCCGCGCCAGUGGCGGCAACUACUCCUGCGUCGGCGUCAACUCCGAGGGCGCCGGCGAGAGCAAGCCCUUCCACCUCAACGUCCUCUAUGCUCCGACGUGCAAGCCGAACCAGAGCCGGGUGAUCGGCGUGGCGAAGAACGAGCGCGCCAACAUCUCGUGCGAGGUGGAGGCGAACCCGGCGGACGUGACGUUCCGCUGGACGUUCAACAACUCGGCGGAGAGCCUGGACGUGGCGCCGUCGCGCGUCGCCAGGGCGGGGCCCGUCAGCUACGUCGCCUACACGCCGGCCACGGAGCUCGACUACGGCACGCUGCUCUGCUGGGCCAGCAACCACAUCGGCAGCCAGCGCGCGCCCUGCGUCUUCCACAUCAUCGCCGCCGGCCGGCCGGACCAGGUGCACAACUGCUCGGUGCUGAACGUGUCCACGGACUCGCUGGCGGUGCGCUGCUCGGAGGGCUUCAACGGCGGCCUGCCGCAGUCCUUCCUGCUGGAGGUGCGCGAGGCCGAGUCGCAGGCUCUGCGCGCCAACCUGUCGGCGCCCGUCGCCGCCUUCGCCGUGUCCAGUCUGAGCCCGGGCGAGCGAUACCACGCCUGCGUCUACUCGUACAACCUGAAGGGCCGCAGCGAGCCCGUCGUCCUCACAGCCGCCACCAUCCGCCUGCCCGAGCGGCAGCUCACCGCCAGCGUGCAAGAGCGCCCGCGCGCGCCGGCCGGCGUGCUGACGCCGGCGCUGGGGCUGGUGGUGGGCGUGCUGGCCGCCAUGCUGGCGCUGGGCGGCGGCAUCGCGCUGCUGAUGCGCCUCUACUGCUCGCAGCGCCGCCCGCGGCCGCACGCGCCGCGCCGCAAGCGCGACGCCGACCUGGGCCUGGGCCUGGGCCUGGGGCUGGGGGGCGGCAGCAAGGCCGCCAGCCCCGUCGCGCCCGCCGCCUCCGCCGGCGCCGCCUCCGGGCCCUACAAGGGCUGCGGGAGCCCCUCCAGCAAGGGCACGCUCGCCACCGUCGACAGCGCCGACAGCGACGAGAAGAACCCGGACGUCAUACCGCAGUCACAGAAGGCCGAGUGCGACGCACGGGCGGAGGAGGCGUCGCGGCGGCGGCAGCACGUGUCGACGAUCGACGCGGGGCCGCCGCCGGCGGUUGGGGCGGUGGGGGCGGCGCCGUGCGGCCUGCUGCAGCAGCCGGCGCUGCACUGUGCGGCCGCCGACGCCGCCGCCUUCUCCGGCUUCUGCACGCUGCGCAACGGUCUCCCGCUGCGGGACCUCGCCAUGCACGGGGGCGAACUGCGGGCGUGCGCGCUGCCGGGGGCCGCUGCCGGCGGCAUGGCGACGCUGCCGCGCCACUGGCCGGGGCCCGCCUCCGCCGCCUCCGCCGCCGCCGCCGCCGCCUCCGUGGGCUACAGCGCCGCGGGCGCGCUGCACCACACGCUCUACGGCCCGAUGCCCGGAUCGGCGGUCGGACCGGGCCUGCCACCGCUCCACCACCACCAGCACCACCACCAUCACCACCACCAACAGCAGCAGCAGCAGCACCAACACCCGCUGCAGCACAUGCUGCUCGGCCUGCACCAGCACCAUUCGCAGCCGCUGCCCAUGUCCCACCAGUCGCACCCCCAGACACCACCGGGUGCCUCCAGCACUGGGUCUACCGGCGUCGACGAGCAGACCAACACCGAGUCGUCGCCGCUGGUCACCAACAAGCGUGAGAGCACCGUCUGACUAGAGGCCGAGAUGUGAGGCACCAGCUGGCCUCACAUUCCGCCCUACGCGCUGUCCUUCUGGCGGGUGCGGCAUCGCCUCUGACAUCCACUGUAGUCGAGGACUUACCAUUACAGUCCACUGUAAGCGCAGAAGCUGUACUGGACAAGACUUUACCCAAGUAUUAAAUAUUGCUAAGGUUAUCGGACGUUACGUCGAUUUCGCCGAUGGUGCUUCGCAAUCUCUCGACGAAGGAUCUUGUCCCUAAACUCACCUGACGAUCUCGACUACCGGUCUAAAUUUCUUCUUAUGCCAUAGUGCUUUGUCCCCAGUCGAAAACGGACGCAGAGGAGAUCAUGUGAUAAUGUUAAGAAUCUCUGGACUUCCAUAAAUGCUUAUUACUUAGGUCACGUCGGUUCGGAGAAUGAGUGGAAACCAUGAAAAAUGUAAAUUACAAAACAACGGAAUCUGAUAUUGAAGCCCCGGUAACUACACGCUUUGAUGACAGAUAAUUAGCUCACCUUUGAGGAUGACCUCCGUGCUCCCGUCGUUGACCUGGCCAUUUCGGGCUGGAGCAUGACAUUCAGUCAGUUAAAAUUUGAUUAAUAUCAGAUUUUCACAUGUGAAUCAACAGAUUUUUAUGAUUUUAAAAGGUGUUCUCCCAUAGCAAUCAAGAAGCGUGCUCUUGGAGUUCUCGUUACCAGAAAUAUUCUGUCUGAUUACUUGGUUCUGUCACUUGUCGGGUCAUCAUUACCAGCACCUAGAAAAUGUGCAUUAGGUGCGUCAAACAGUAUCGACUUUUUAUAAUUAAUAUUGUAAACCGCCUACAUCAAGUUAUUAAUGCGAGUAAUAAUUCAAGGCCUUAAUUAUAAUGCAUUUUCUCAUUACAUAAAUGGUGUGUAAUUAAUUACGUUAAACACGUUUCUUUUCAUGAACAGCAUUGCUUGUGGUCUCACACUAGAAGUGUUUCAUAAAGCUGUCGUAAUCACACUUUCGAACAUAGGGAUUUAUGAUUUAUAAGGGAGAAAUAGGGAACAACCACAUAAUUUACUACCUUUUGUUCAUUGAUUAAAUCAUCGGAAUCGAGAUAAAAGGAAUGUUUUCUCGAGAUUUACGCUAAUAACUACGAAUGUGGAAAGUACAAGAAAAAAAGCAGAUUUUAGCACGUUAUAAUGCAAAUCAGGUAAGCCUAAUAACUGGAGUUACAUUCAACACACGGGCGUGCAAGUCAUCGAGGACAGUUUUCCGCAGUGUCACUGCACCGUUUGGAAUUGAAAUAUUCCGUAUAAAACAAGUGUCCUUUGUUCGUGUAUUCCGAGUGUAUAGGUUUUUGUCACCAAUUGUUUGAUUGUGAGAAACCUUGGCUGAGUCCCCCAGACAGACACCAACAAAAUGCUCAGAGUUCAGUAAUACACUGAACCAAAUUUUACAAGACUUCUCAACGAAUAUAACUUCAUGUGAACUAAUGAACUGUACAAAUAUGAGCUCUAAUGGAUACUGUACAUAUUUUUGUUACCCGCAUAUGCAUUGAAUUAACAACAUUUUGUCUUAUAAUGGAGAGACUUUGUCAAGUGAAUUGUAAUUGUAACUCACAUUAAGGGUGGUUCCAAUGUCAAUGAUUUCAAAUAAAU